ACAGCUACAACAGCAGCAGCAGCAUCUGUGAAGGCGGCAGUCGCACUUUGAUGAAUAACGCUUCCAGCUCUUACAGUAAUUUGUUGCAGUCAUUGUUGCUAUAUUAAAGUACUUAGUGGUUUUAGUGUAAAUUUUGUGAUAAAUGUUUAUUGUUGUUAUUGAGUAGAACUUCUGUUGGCGUGAAUACUCACUACUCGUUGUUGCAGUUGUUAGUGUUGUAAUUGUUUUUGUUGAAAAAAUCGCUUGUGUUAGUGAAAGUGUGGUGAUAAAAACAACAAAUUUCGAAAAAAAUUUCUUGCUACUCUACAUACUAACACGCACAGUUACUGGACAUAAAGCCGCUUGCCGCUUGCCACAAAGCUUGCAACUAUUUUCGCCUACCUGGGAUACAAAGCCUACCUGCGCUAUCUGAGUCCAGACCGAGAGGAGAAGAUGUCGAUCAAUCCACACGGGUACAAAUUGUCCGAUAAAACGGCACGACUCACGGCGCAUGAUCUUUUGCCGACAACAGUCAGUGCUACCGCUGAGACGCGAGAGUUCCUUCAAAAGGUCAUUGAUGUACUAUUGGACUUCGUAAAGGCGACUAACGAUCGCAAUGAGAAAGUGCUGGAAUUCCAUCAUCCAGAGGAAAUGAAGACGCUUAUAAACUUGGACUUACCUGAUCGGGGUGUGACGUUGCAGCAACUGAUUGAAGACUGUGCCACGACACUGAAAUAUCAAGUGAAAACUGGACAUCCACACUUCUUCAAUCAGCUUUCAUGUGGACUGGACAUCAUCUCCAUGGCUGGCGAGUGGUUGACUGCAACUGCCAAUACCAACAUGUUCACAUACGAGAUUGCUCCCGUUUUCAUAUUAAUGGAGAAUGUGGUUCUUUCGAAAAUGCGCCAAAUCAUUGGCUGGGAUGGUGGAGACUCUAUUCUGGCACCCGGUGGCUCGAUCUCCAACUUGUAUGCAUUCUUGGCUGCACGCCACAAAAUGUUCCCCAACUACAAGGAACAUGGAGCCGCUGGUCUGCCCGGACAAUUGGUCAUGUUCACCUCUGAUCAGUGUCACUACUCGGUGAAAUCAUGCGCUGCCGUUUGUGGCCUAGGCACGGAUCAUUGCGUUAUGGUGCCCUCUGAUGAGCGCGGCAAAAUGAUCACGUCGGAGUUGGAGCGUUUGAUAUUGGAGCGAAAGGCCAAGGGGCACAUUCCCUUCUUCGUGAAUGCCACCGCCGGCACCACAGUAUUGGGUGCCUUUGACAACAUCAACGAGAUAGCAGAUAUUUGCCAGAAGUACAACUGCUGGUUGCACGUGGAUGCUGCAUGGGGUGGUGGUCUGCUCUUGUCACGCAAAUAUCGUCAUCCUCGACUUUCUGGCAUUGAGCGAGUUGACUCGGUCACCUGGAAUCCACAUAAAUUAAUGGGCGCCUUAUUGCAAUGCUCCACAAUACACUUUAAGGAGGAUGGACUACUGAUUAGCUGUAAUCAGAUGUCGGCUGAGUAUCUUUUCAUGACCGACAAGCAGUACGACAUCAGCUACGACACAGGCGACAAGGUCAUCCAGUGCGGCCGCCACAACGACAUCUUCAAAUUGUGGCUGCAGUGGCGCUCGAAAGGUAAUGAGGGAUUCGAACGUCAACAGGACCGUUUGAUGCAACUCGCAGAGUACCAAGUAAGACGUAUCAAGGAGCAGCCCGACCGCUUCUAUUUGAUACUCGAGCCGGAGUUGGUCAACGUUUCUUUCUGGUACAUACCAAAACGCUUGCGCGGCGUGCCACACGACAAGAAAAAGGAAGUGGAAUUGGCAAAGAUCUGCCCCAUCAUCAAGGGACGCAUGAUGCAGAAGGGCACAUUGAUGGUUGGCUAUCAGCCGGACGAUCGCCGGCCAAAUUUCUUCCGCUCGAUCAUCUCGUCUGCCGCAGUGACCGAGCAAGAUGUUGACUUUAUGUUGGACGAAAUGCAUCGGUUAGGUGACGAUUUGUAAGCGAACAAGGUCUCUGAACCCGAUGGAUCGCAAUUGGAAUUAAGCAGAUAAAUGGCGCCACUUGCAGUUCAAUUCAUCACAGAGCUGUAGGCAAUGCGUCGGAGGUGAAAAUAAAUAGUUCAAUUAAUAAAAAACAUAAAAAAAGAGCAUUCGAAAAAACUAGAAAUUAUUAUUUAGCGAAAAUCUAUAUCAACCAAGAACUAUCUUUAAGGUAAAAGCAUAUCAAAGGAAUGAUGUUCGCGUUCAAGCAGCGCAUACAUUUUCAUUCUACACUUACUGUAUGUAUGUAUGUAAUUAGUUGUUAUUAUUCUAAGCACUAUACAUAUAUACACAAAUAUAUAUAUAUACUCAUGCACUUCUGCAAGUACUACAUACUUAUGUGCUGUAGUAAACAUUGUUAAGUAUUAACGAAUUCAUUUUACAUAAUUAACUGUUUCAACUGUUGUUGUUAUUGUAUGCCUGAGACUUUAAUCAUCGUUUUGUUAGUAUGCUAAACACAAAAACCUAUACAAACUAUACAUAUACAUAUAUAAAUAAACUUGCAUAUAAAUACUAAUAUAUUUACACAUAAUUAAAUAUGUAUGCUGAAUAUUAGGAAGAGAUAAAGAGAAGAGAAUCUCGAAGGAGCAACUAUAAAUCCCCGACCUCGUUGUCAAUUACAUCUAUAUUAGUUAAACGGUGCACACUCUACGCAGAGCUUUCUCUCACGAAGCCAAAUGCAUUCAUACUCACUUGCAUGUAUGUAUAUGUAUGUAUAUGCACGUGUACAUAUGCGUCUACUUAGGUACAUAUGUUUGGUUGGUUGUGCGUGCGUUUGUUCGUGUGAGAUCUGUAGGUUGAGCGAACCGGACAAGAAUAGAAAGUUAUUUAACUUAAUGAUAUGUAUAUCAAAAAGCUGUUUAUAUAGAAUUACCUAUGUAUGUAUAUUUCAUUAAAAUGUGACAGCCAUGAAAAAUGUAUAAAUUUUGAACUUAUUGCAAUAAAAAAUAUAGGAACGAA
Messenger RNA from Anastrepha ludens (Mexican fruit fly), 2964 nucleotides. RefSeq names its product glutamate decarboxylase (gene Gad1). The transcript has 8 exons. The record is from RefSeq and is a predicted model, not a curated record. Gene Ontology annotation, cellular component: cytoplasm. Gene Ontology annotation, molecular function: pyridoxal phosphate binding; carboxy-lyase activity. Lineage: Eukaryota; Metazoa; Arthropoda; Insecta; Diptera; Tephritidae. Gene Ontology annotation, biological process: carboxylic acid metabolic process. Bases 433 to 1965 code for a protein of 510 amino acids.